UCUUUUCCCUCCUUCCCAGCUGGUGACCAACCAGAAGCCCCCUAUGUAGAGUGUGAAGGCCGCGAUCUUCUCUCCUGUUGCUCUGCUCACCUUUCAUCUGCAAAUGGCUGCUAAAAUUGGAGAGAUUCCUCACUUGAACAAUUCCACACCACUUGUGGACCCCUCAGUCUACGGCUACGGAGUAAAAAGGCCCCUGGAUGACGGAAGUCUUCGUGUAAGUUGGCUCCCUGGAGCACAGAUAAGAGAGACCCAGAGAAUAGGUAACCAGUUAGGGGCCCUGGUACAUCAAAGGGCAGUAAUAACCGAAGAAUUCAAAGUGCCUGACAAAAUGGUUGGAUUCAUUAUUGGCAGGGGUGGUGAGCAAAUCUCUCGGAUUCAGGCAGAGUCAGGCUGCAAAAUUCAGAUUGCGCCAGAUGGAGGUGGAAUGGCUGAAAGACCCUGUGUGCUCACCGGCACGCCAGAGAGCAUUGAACAAGCCAAACGGCUCUUGGGACAGAUCGUGGACCGUUGCCGGAACGGACCCGGCUUCCACAACGACGUGGACGGCAGCAGCACGAUCCAGGAGAUCCUCAUCCCGGCGUCCAAAGUGGGCCUGGUCAUUGGCAAAGGCGGAGAAACGAUAAAGCAACUCCAGGAACGAACAGGCGUGAAAAUGAUUAUGAUCCAAGAUGGCCCUUUACCGACUGGAGCGGAUAAACCUCUUCGGAUUACUGGCGAUGCUUUUAAAGUACAGCAAGCGAGGGAGAUGGUACUGGAGAUCAUCCGAGAGAAAGACCAGGCGGACUUCCGAGGUGUACGCAACGACUUCACUUCCAGAAUGGGAGGAGGUAGCAUAGAGGUGUCUGUCCCCCGGUUUGCUGUGGGAAUUGUAAUAGGAAGAAAUGGAGAAAUGAUCAAAAAGAUCCAGAAUGACGCUGGUGUCAGGAUUCAGUUUAAGCCAGAUGAUGGGAUUAGUCCCGAAAGAGUGGCGCAAGUCAUGGGUCUCCCUGACCGGUGCCAGCAUGCAGCUCACAUAAUGAACGAGCUCAUCCUUACUGCACAGGAGCGUGACGGUUUUGGAACCCUGGCUGUAACUAGAGGCCGAGGCCGCGGCCGCGGCGACUGGAGCGUUGGCACUCCGGGGGGCAUACAGGAAGUCACCUGCACCGUGCCAGCAGACAAGUGUGGCCUGGUCAUCGGCAAAGGUGGAGAAAAUAUCAAGAGCAUAAACCAGCAGUCGGGGGCCCACGUGGAGCUGCAGAGAAAUCCGCCUCCUAACACAGACCCCAAUGUUCGGAUAUUCACCAUCCGGGGUGUCCCCCAACAGAUCGAGCUUGCAAGACAUCUCAUAGACGAGAAAGUUGGUGGUACCAGCCUGGGAGGACCUGGAGGAUUUCCGCAGAGUCCCUUCAGCCAGCCACCAGCUACGCCCCAUCAAAACGGCCCACAGGCCUUCAUGACGCAGGGCUGGGGUGGCACUUACCAGACGUGGCAGCAACCCGGACAGCAGGUUCCGAGUCAACAGAACCAGCAGCAGAACAGCCAGCCGGACUAUAGCAAAGCCUGGGAAGACUAUUACAAGAAACAGAGUCACGCUGCCACUGCUGCUUCCCAAGCAAGCUCCCAGCCAGACUACACGAUGGCCUGGGCGGAAUAUUACAGACAGCAGGCGGCCUAUUAUGGGCAAACAUUAGGGCAAACCCAGGCCCACAACCAGGAGCAGUAGAACAAGACCCCUGACUCUUUAUUUCGUUUCCUCCCCUCUUUCUCCCUCACUCUCUCUUCUUUCUCUCUCGGAAUCAUUGUGGAAGCAAACCUUUUUUGUAACAGAGGUUUCUAGAUUUGCAACAUUUUGAUGAAGACUUUGUUUUUUGUGAAACACCUAGUUAGGAUAAUCUGUACUGAACUUUUUCUAAGAAUCAGGAACAAUUUGCUAUGUGUACUAAACUUUAUGGACAUGCUGGGUAAUUUUUCUUUGGUUUAAUUAUUAUUUUUUGGCUUUUUCUUUCCAAAUUUAUAAGAAAAAAAAGAGGAAAAAAUAAACGAAACUCCGGGAUACUUUUUUUUUUUUGGAGAGAAGCUGGUCUAAGCUGCAACCGGCAUUGAAACCUACCCCAGAGCUACUAUGACAUUUCAACAAGUGUUCUUUUUGUGUGUUUUUCCCCCUCCUUUCCUCCUUUGUGUUUUAAUUUUAAAUUUUUUCUGUUGUAACAGAAAAAGGCUUGGAAGUCUUAGGUGGUAUGUAACAAAUUCUAAAAAAUAUGAAAUUUUUAAAAAACAGUAUUUAAAUAUUCUUAAAUAUGUAAAUUCAUUAAAUAUUUUACUUCUGAAUUACCUUGUACCUUGGGCUGUCUUUUUUUGAUUUUAUUGCAUUUUUUAAAAGAAACUGAACUAUGGUAUGUAUUGUAAUUAAUUAUGUGAAUUCUUUAUCAAGACAGUUACUGUUUGCUGUCAGGCUGGUUAUUGUGGGGGGGAAUUUUGUAGGGGCUGUAUAAUUUCUAGAGAUCUAAAGGGGUAAUAUAAAAAUGUGUUAAUUUUUUAGCAAUGCUAUUUUUCUUUCCAUGUCUCCACUGUUGGUUGCAUUUGUGUAUCUAAGACCUCCAAGCUUGUCUAAAAAAACAAACAAAUACCUUUUGUCUAUUUCAGAAAUAAAUACUGUUAUUUUUAAUAUUAAGAUGAAACUGCUAUUAGUACCUUUAACAAACACUGUGGAACAUUAAAUCAUAUAAAAUAGUAGUAACUAUUUUUUAAUUCCAGGGUGUGUGUUGCUUUUUUUUCCAUUUUUGUUUUUUGUUUUUAAGUAUUUUCUUAUCUUAAUAUUUGUCAAAAUUUACUUAGAGAAAUAAAAUUAAAUCUAGUAUUAACCACAGGUAUGCGCUAAAUAAUUUUUUGAUUUAAUAAAAGGGAUAAUAUGGUUUCCAAUGUUUACUGUAGUGUUUUCUUGUACAGAUAACAGUGUAUUUUUAAAGGAGAAAAAAAAACGGAAGUAAAGCUAUUUUUUCUUGACAUUUUUAAUUGACCUGCGGGACAUUCCGUUUUGACUUGUAAUGAAGUUACUGUUCUAGGGUCCCUUUCCCCCCUUAUUUCUUUAUAAUGCUUGAAAUGUCUAACUAUACCGAAACACAAUUGGAUAAUGUUGCGCAUGAUGGUCUUUUAAACAAAAAUGUUCUUUUUAUUUGACUGACAGUUGGAUUUUACACUCUCUCUAUAAUAAAAAAAAAAUUCCACAAGGUAACUUGUGGGUUAAGUAUUAAA
Varanus komodoensis (Komodo dragon) is the source of this 3234-nucleotide messenger RNA. It is a transcript of the gene FUBP3, whose product is annotated as far upstream element binding protein 3. The transcript has 19 exons. Bases 104 to 1705 code for a protein of 533 amino acids. Gene Ontology annotation, molecular function: mRNA binding. Gene Ontology annotation, cellular component: nucleus; cytoplasm. Gene Ontology annotation, biological process: regulation of gene expression. Lineage: Eukaryota; Metazoa; Chordata; Lepidosauria; Squamata; Varanidae. The record is from RefSeq and is a predicted model, not a curated record.